Molecule: messenger RNA, 2444 nt
Organism: Orbicella faveolata
Lineage: Eukaryota; Metazoa; Cnidaria; Anthozoa; Scleractinia; Merulinidae
Product: dynein light chain Tctex-type 5-B-like
Biological process (GO): microtubule-based movement
Cellular component (GO): cytoplasmic dynein complex; cytoplasm
Molecular function (GO): dynein intermediate chain binding
Source: RefSeq, a predicted model, not a curated record
UUAUAUAAAUUCUCGCUGCUGCAAAGAAUAUUCUAGGCGGACAGCGCGUCCACUCGCAUUAUAAGGUCAAAAGAGGGCAACACAUGUUCCCAUAAUCUGGAAGAUUUGGGCCAAUCAAUGUGAUAUGCUUUAUUUAGGGUUCCAAUCUCCGAAUGUUACGAAACACAGGUCAUAAAUUUAUAAAUAGCGUGACUUAUUCAAUAGAGCGUAAAUAAAAAGUCGUGACUUCCGCCAUCCAUGCGACAUGAGAACAAUAGUUACAGGAUUAUCAUUGCGAAGUAAUUGCUUCGUUAAGCGUUAACAGUUUGCGAGUGGACCAAUUUAAAUAAGGUAAUCGUUCCGUGUCAAACAGAGAAACAGUUAAGGUUCGCUGAUUAGCAUUGACAGACCACGCAAAGCUUGUUAAAAUGAACGAAAGCAGUCCUCAGGUAAGGCGACAAAGUCAGGCACGCCGCUACAGCCGAACUCUGUCGGAUGAAAGCGGACAAGGGAGAAACGAAAAUCUGCGUCGAGUGUCAGUGGACAGUUCCCAAAGCAGACAACGUCGUCUUUCGGUGGAGAGUGUGAAGAGCGAGCGCAAAUACUCCCAAGAUGGUGCCUCACGAAACAUUUCUGUCCCUGGCGCAAGACGAAUUUCAGGCGCGUCGUAUUUCAGCAGUUGGAAGAAGCCGGCAGAAACAACCGUGAAAGAUGACAAAAAACGAUGCUUCGAGAAUACAUACCGUAUGGAGCCAAAAAUUCGUUUUCCUGAAGGAAAGGUCCGAGCAGUGAUCAAAGAGGCUUUGGAGACGUUAGCUUCACACACGUAUAGCGCUAAUCACUCUCCGUUUGUUGCCAAAUUGCUGAGCGCUCGCGUGUUGGAAAACGUUAAACAGCUAAAUAUUGAGCGAUACAAAGUGGUUUGCCUGGUUACUAUAGGAUCCAAGGAGAGGCAAGGACUGAGGAUAGCGAGUCGCUGUUUGUGGAAUGAUCAGUUUGAUACGUAUGUUACCGCUUGCUUUGAAGAAGAACACUUCUUUGCUGUAGGAACUGUAUAUGGCGUUUAUUACGAGUAACAAAAGAGCCAUGUUUUGGAGAUAAACACCCAGGAAAAACACCCGGUGUUUUGCAAUCGGUGCUGUACUAUCUGUUAUCAGGAAAUUCAACACUGUUAUCUGAUGAGUUGUUUUGAGAAUUCGUCUUCUUUCACUACAACGAUUGACCUCAAACACAAACAUCGAUCUAUUGUAAACUUCUCAUUGCACUUUCAUCCACUUUUUCCCACAAAUGAAUCAUACGGAGUCGGGAGAAUCUACCGUUCCAUCCGUCACCUUGGGAACCAGCAAAACAGUUCAAAGUGAAGUAACUCGAUCUUGGUAAGAAGAUUGUGAAAUUCAACCUUAACCUGACAUUUUUUUAAAAUGCUUUUAUUAUUCGCUUGCUUAUGGUUUUUAUAUUGCUAGCCAUGUGUUAUUAAAGCGAGAAUAAACAUCUUUAGCUUGUAUAGUUACAGGAAGAUAAUUGUUCGACAAUGGCCGCUCACAGCAGGGCGAAGUCUGUGAUAAUUACUGUAUAAUCACUGUGCGGGCAUUCAAAAGAAUUAUUAAACAAGGUUACGGGUUUUAUCCACGUCGGCAACUUAACACCUUUGUCGAUACGUUGUUAUUGAUCACGAACGUAUUAAAAGACAACAUUAUUUCUAAUCUGUAAACAAACAUGUGUUAAGCCUGGCGUUGUCAAGGUCAGUUCAUUUCGAUGAGUUGAACAAUUACAUCGAAGUUUGAUAAUAUUAGCGUGAGAGAAAUACUCAGAAAUAUUUUUUUUCGUAGUCUAAGUUAUUUGUUAACGAUUGCUUGUUAGCCUUGGCUCUCUUUUUGGGAGUGUUAGUGUGCAAUAAAAAACAAAAAACAAAAACAAAAAACUGGCACAGUGGACAAGGGAAUCAUCAAAAUGUUUCAAUUCAAUUUAAGCCAAAAGCCUAAAGGCUAACCGGUCGUGUGAAUAAUGUAUGGAUGGGCGUAAUCCCAAAAUAAAUAUUUCACAAGAAAUGAAUAUGUCAGGCAAUAACCAUUGUUUAUUAUAUGGCUGAUGUUUGUAGCUGAUAUAGCGCGCGCUCUGAUUGGCUACUGGAAAGGCGGGAUUUUGCCGUAGUUGCUCACGGGCAUCUCGAGUUAUUGUUUAUGGCCCUACUAAAAAAGGACCAAAAGAUAACUGGAAAAUGUUACGGUUUUAACGAAAGUGCACCAGCUGAAAAAAAAAAAUGAGUGGCAACAAACGCUCUGAGAGUGAAUUAUUAUAUUCCACGUUAAAACGAAGUUUAAUUUGUAACAUGCGACUUCGACCGAUUUGUGGCCCUUAGAUUCCACUAGGAUAAUAUUUCAUUCUCUCAAAAUCAAAUCGCAAAAUUUCAGUUUUGACUUCCAUUUUCAAAAUGAACGAAUUUUUGGACGGAAUAUGAAAAUCAU